Molecule: messenger RNA, 909 nt
Organism: Lachnellula hyalina
Lineage: Eukaryota; Fungi; Ascomycota; Leotiomycetes; Helotiales; Lachnaceae
Exons: 2
Coding region: 1-909 (302 amino acids)
Molecular function (GO): oxidoreductase activity
Source: RefSeq, a predicted model, not a curated record
AUGCCUUACCAAACCUACAAAAAGAUUGCCUUGGUCGGAGCCACUGGGAAUCUUGGCGCCGUGGUACUCCAAGAACUUCUCGCAUCUAACCUCUUCGAAAUCACCGUCCUUACUCGAACAUCUGGCACAAGUACCGGCCCUCCUGGAGUCAAAUACAUCAAAGUAGACUUUGAUUCCUUCGAUUCAUUGGUCACGGCUUUAGAAGGACAAGAAGCUCUGGUAUCAACCGUAGCGUCUGCCGCAGUUCAAGCACAGAAGCUACUGAUUGAUGCAGCUGUCAAAGCAGGAGUGAAACGGAUCAUUCCAUCUGAAUUUGGGUGCGAUCUCCACAACGUCAAAACACGCGAUUUGCCUGUCUACGCCGCGAAGGUUGAAAUCGAAAAUUACUUGAGUGAACUUGCUGUAAAGGGGGUCAGUUAUACAUUGGUUUACACGGGGCCAUUCUUAGACUGGGGCCUUAGAAACGGAACGUUCUUCAAUUUCAAGGGCAGGAAAGCGGAGCUGUAUGAUGGUGGCGAUCAACUUUUCAGUACGAGUCGCUUGUCAACCAUCGGAAAAGCAGUGCGAAGGAUCCUUACCCAUCCUCCAGAGACGGCUGACCGGGCCGUCUGGGUCAAGGAUAUCGAUGUAUCGCAGAAACAGUUGCUGAAAUUGGCACAGGCACUGACGCCCGGCGAAGAAUGGGAAGUGAAGGAAGUUGAUACUGCCGAGCUGGAAAAGCAAGCUCGGGAGGAGAUACAGAAGAAGAACAUAGGACCAACGACCAUGCUCAAUCUCAUCAGGCGAGCCAUCUAUGCUCCUGGGUACGGCAAUAAGUUUCAGCGCGUGCAUAAUAGUGUACUGGGAAUCAGAGGGAUGACCGAGCCGGAUUUGGAAGAGCUUGUACUUAGCAUAUUUGGAACAAAAUGA